AUGUCCACGGCAAGCAUCAAGGACCAUGCGAAUACGCUGUUGAAUUUAUUGGAUAUGGAACGCAGCCCCCAGAUGGCACUUCUCAAUGCUAAAGAAGAUCCCAAAUAUACAUCCAUUCGUUCGGCGACUUCAGGUCUCGUCUUCUUCGGAACACCUCAUCGUGGCGCGAAGGCUGUGGAACUCGGGAAAAUCGCAGCCCGCGUUGCCCGCUUUGUUUCCAAAGGCCAUGCCAGCAAUGACCUUCUAGACUGUCUGGAAUACAAUUCCCUUUUCACCCGACAAAUGACCGAUCGGUUCCGACAUCAACUAGAAGAUUAUCGUGUUGUUAGCUUUAUCGAAGGGAAGAAGGUGCAAAUAGGGGGAGUGGGACCAACAUCUAUCAGCCAUCUUGUGGUUGAUGAAGAGUCUGCGGUCCUUGGAUUGUCCGGGUUACGCGAAACCCAACUCAAGCUCGACGCAGAUCACUCGCAGAUGUGCAAGGUGGGCUCUCGGGGUCCUAUGUACCAUUUGAUAAAAGGAAACAUCAAACAAUUGGUCGAUCAGGCGCUUUUGUCGGAACAAGGCUUCAUUCCAUCGAUGCCUCCAAAUGCCGCGUCAUCUCCACCGCCAGUGCCACCGCGCUUUCAUUCGAAUAGUGGCAUGCCGUACCAGGGGCAGGAUCGUCCAUCUCCCUCGGCACAAAGGGUGACAGGAGCAAUGUUCAAUGCUCUGGAUAAUGACCCCCGAUCUAUUCGUUCUGCAGAACUCAAGAACCGGGCUAAAUGGGACGAAGCCCGAACCGUCGAAUAUGAGAUUUUUCAGGAGCAUUUGCGCAGCCUUGGUCCAGAUCAUUUCAGUACACUAUCAGUGGCAUACAACCUAGCUGAAGUGGAACUGGAGUCCAGCUACUUAGAGAAAGCAAAUGAAUGGUGUCAUUGGGUGUCUGAAAAUGCCCAACGGGUCUUUGGGACAAAACAUCCUCUGACAAUGAAGACAGAAAGUUUGGUCGCAGAGGUCUUGUGUCAGCAAGGCAAGUAUCAAGAGGCUGAGUCGGUCUGCGCUAACGUCUUGGCCCGUCAGCAAAUGACUAUCGGCGAAGACCACUUGGAUACCUGUGACACUCGGCGCCGACUAGGAAUGACCUACAAUGCGCUAGGUCGCCGAGAAAAUGCCGUCAUGACUGCAGAAAAGCUGACAGACACCCUAAAGCGUCUGCUUGGGGAAACCCACAUUCGUGUAUUCGGCUCUGUGUUGGACGCUUUGGAAUAUAUCGUUAGCAACCAGUCUGGGGACGCAACUACCCUAAUUGUGAUGCGUUUUCAACCCGAUGUACAACGAGCGGCGGAGAUGUUGUUACAGGUCUACCAAGAGCUUCGGACUGCCCUGGAGGCUUCAGAGACCCUGCGCCGGGCUCUGGCCAGUGCGGAAGAAGCGUUUGGGCCCGAUCACUCGCUGACAAUGGACAUCGUGGGCAACAUUGGCGUCAUGUACGCUCUGCAAAAUGGCUAUGCUCAAGGUUUAUUCACCAACAGUCGUGCUGCAGAAGCUUUCCCCUGGUUGACACGAUAUUUGAACUGGGUUGAACAUCGCAAAGGCAAAGACAAUCCCGAAACGCAUGCCACAUUGGAGCUGCUGGCCAAUUUACACUUCAACGCUAAAGAGUACGAACCCGCCCAGAAGUACUAUGAGCGCCUUGUGGCGAAUAGGCGCACGGCCGACUCAGCAGCGAAUGACCGCAUCAAUACUCAGCUUCAGCUGUGUCGGGCGAACACUAUGUACACCCGUCGGGGCCUAGGGGCGGGGCUGGGAGGGUUUUUGUCCAACUCGCAGAGAUAUUGA
Molecule: messenger RNA, 1818 nt
Organism: Penicillium mononematosum
Lineage: Eukaryota; Fungi; Ascomycota; Eurotiomycetes; Eurotiales; Aspergillaceae
Product: LipA and NB-ARC domain protein
Exons: 4
Coding region: 1-1818 (605 amino acids)
Molecular function (GO): protein binding
Source: RefSeq, a predicted model, not a curated record